Messenger RNA from Funneliformis caledonium, 3225 nucleotides. Lineage: Eukaryota; Fungi; Glomeromycota; Glomeromycetes; Glomerales; Glomeraceae. The record is from the annotation of a GenBank genome assembly.
AUGUCUGAGAAAUCGCGUAAACCUGGAGUGGAUUUUUCUAUUGAGGAGAAGGGUCAAUUACCUUUAAACUCAAACGACAUUGUAGAAGACCACAAUAGAAAUGUUGCUACUUACUCUAUACCACGAUUAACUCUAGAAAGAUCAUUGUCUAUUAAUUAUCGCACUUUAUCCAUCCAGACUUCGGAUAGUAUCCAAGCUCGAAAAUACCGAAUAAAGAAAGAAAAAAAGGCGGCCACCAUUUCUCCAGAUGAUGAUAUCGCACAACUUAAUUAUCACACCCUUCCGGUCAAUUUGAUCUGGGAACGGUUCGAAUGCAAUAAAAACCUGGGUCUAAACUCUCAAACGGCCGCCUACCAUCUUCAACGCAAUGGUAAAAAUGUAAUCUCACCGCCUAAAAACAAUAUAAUUUAUAAAAUCUUCGGCUAUUUUCUUGGUGGAUUCUGUAGUUUGCUUUGGUUUGCGGCCAUUAUCAUGAUCUUGUCGUAUAAACCAUUAGGCGAGCCAAACCCAUCUCUAAUAAACCUUGCUUUGGGAAUCGUUCUAAUAAUCGUUGUAGUGAUUCAGGCUGUAUUUGCUGCGUAUCAGGAUUGGUCAACAUCAAGGGUGAUGAAGUCAAUUAAAAAUAUGCUGCCUUCUGAAACGCUUGUUAUUCGUGAUGGUCAAGUCCAAAAAAUACCUGCAACUGAUCUAGUCGUCGGAGACCUUGUUCAAAUAAACAUGGGUAGCAAGGUUCCGUCGGAUUUGCGUCUAGUGGAAGUGACAAGUGAUAUGAAAUUCGAUCGAUCAAUAUUGACUGGAGAGAAUGCACCAGUUACCGCCACUGUGGAAGCCACGGAUGACAACUAUCUUGAAACACAAAACAUUGCUUUGCUUGGCACUCAUUGCACUAAUGGAAGUGGAAAAGGUGUCGUCGUUGCCACCGGCGACAAGACCGUGUUUGGCAAGAUUGCAAAGUUAUCAACUGCUACCGAUUCGGAGCCUACGAUUCUUCAGAAAGAAAUAACUCGGUGGGUUGCAUGGCUAAGAGUGUAUUAUUCCGGCUUCCUAACCUUAUCUGGUAUGUUGGUGAAUACUAUUGGUGUCAUAGUCGCCUUUGUACCAGAAGGAAUGCCCGUAGCCGUCACAUUAUGUCUAACAUUGAUCGCCAAGCGCUCAUACCGUCAAAAAAUUUUAUGUAAAACCCUUCCUGUCGUAGAGACCCUUGGGUGUGUCUCUAUUAUUUGCUCGGAUAAAACUGGUACAUUAACAGAGAACAAAAUGUUUAUUAAUAACGUGAGUUUUGUCACCAAGGAGAUGAAACCCCAGGAAUGCAAAGAUAUAUUGAGAACUGACCAUCCGGAAAAAAAGGCAGUUAGAACUCUACAAUUAGCUGCUGGUUUAUGUAAUGCUGCGACAUUUGACGCUGCCUCAAUGACACUCCCAGUACAUGAAAGAGUUAUAAAUGGAGAUGCUACGGAUUCUAGUCUACUCCGUUUCGCCGAAGAUUUGAGAGAAUCAACUGCGGCUGAUCGCCGCGAGUUUAAAACAAUCUUUCAGGUUCCAUUUAAUUCUAAAAAUAAAUAUGUAAUUACCAUUCACUCCAGCAACGGAAAUGUCGACAACGUUCUAGGAACAUCAGAACUUGUAUAUUUUUGCAAAGGUGCUCCUGAAGUUUUGUUGGAAAGAUGUUCUUUUUAUCUUCAUCCAGAUGGUAGUGAAAAGCCGCUUGAUCAUGAAAGUAGAAAUCUAUUUGAGGUUAUUCAGGAUUCAUGGUCAAGGAAGGGUCAGCGUGUACUUUUGUUAUCCAAAAGAAUUAUUCCAUCACACAUAUUCCCUGGGAAUACUAAAAAUGAUGUCGAAAUGACAGAUUUAGCCUUAUCAUUUAAUAAGGAUUUAUGUAUUAUUGGUUUGGUGGGAAUUAUCGAUCCGCCUCGCGCAGAAAUUCCUGAAGUUGUCAAAAAAUGUCGUAAGGCAGGAGUCAGAGUUUUCAUGGUUACAGGUGAUUAUGCCUUGACAGCGGAAACAAUAGCCAGGCAGUGUGGCAUUCUAACCACUGAUAAAGUGGAUGACAUUAAUAAUAUCAUUAAAAAGGAAGACAUUGGCGAGACGUCUACGUUUCGUCGAAAUUUAGAUUCUGAAGAGGAUGAUUAUCAAUUGAAUGUCAAUUCACUUAGUUUAACCGGAAAAGACCUUUUCAAUGCAAAUUUGACUUCUAAACACUGGGACGCCAUUGCAAAUUAUUCGGAAAUAGUUUUUUCUAGAACGACACCAGAACAAAAAUUGAAAAUUGUAACUGAACUUCAAAGUCGAGGCAAUGUCGUGGGAGUGACCGGUGAUGGAGUGAACGAUGCACCAGCAUUAAAACAAGCGAAUAUUGGAAUUGCUAUGGGUCUGGGAUCUGAUUUGGCUAUAGCAGCAGGAAAUAUGGUUUUACUGGAUAACAAUUUUGCAUCAGUCGUCAUGGCUAUGGAAAAUGGUCGACUUGUGUUUGAUAAUUUGAAGAAAGUUAUAUUGUAUCUUUUGCCAGCUGGAUCUUGGUCUGAAAUGUGGCCUGUUUUAGCAAAUGUCUUGCUUGGAAUUCCACUUCCACUAUCACCUUUCCUCAUGAUUGUCGUUUGCUGCAUAACCGACAUAUUCCCAUCGCUAUCCCUUACGCAUGAAAAACCCGAAUCGGACCUUAUGUCACGAAAGCCACGCAAAGUAACUAGAGACCAUCUUGUAGAUGCCAAAUUACUUUUGCAAGCUUAUGGGUUUAUUGGCAUGACGGAAAUGCUCCUUGCGCAUUGGAUGUUCUUUACGUAUUUAUCCUUUUAUGGUGGUAUAUCUUUUAGAGAUACAGUACUAGCAUUUAACAACUGGGGAGAUGGAUUUAUGGGAAAGACGAUGGACGAACUUAACGAACUCAAUUACACGGGUCAAAGUAUAUACUUUGCAACAUUGGUAAUUACUCAAUUUGGAAACCUCUUAUCCAUCCGAACACGACGCAGAUCAAUAUUCCAAUCAAAUCCAUUUUCAGGGCCAACGAAAAAUUUAUAUUUAUUUGGAGCAAUGUUCAUCUCCCUUAUAACUAUGUUGGUUAUACUUUACGUACCCUUCUUCAAUAAUGUUUUUAAUACAAGACCGAUUCCAGUAAAAUUUUAUUUCAUUCCUCUCGGAUUUGCUGCAUUUAUUCUGAUAAUGGACGAGAUAAGAAAGUUGCUCAUAAGAACCUAUCCAAAAUCAUUCUUGGAUAAAUUAGCUUGGUGA